This is a messenger RNA of Marmota monax (woodchuck), 2587 nucleotides long. RefSeq names its product prodynorphin (gene Pdyn). Lineage: Eukaryota; Metazoa; Chordata; Mammalia; Rodentia; Sciuridae. The record is from RefSeq and is a predicted model, not a curated record. Gene Ontology annotation, biological process: chemical synaptic transmission; neuropeptide signaling pathway; sensory perception. Gene Ontology annotation, molecular function: opioid receptor binding. The coding region runs from base 400 to 1137 and encodes 245 amino acids. Gene Ontology annotation, cellular component: plasma membrane; axon terminus; dendrite. The transcript is spliced from 4 exons.
CUCCACAUCUCGGAAAGAGAAGCUAUUGUGUCGGCCGGGAGUUGAGUGGAAGGGCCUGGGGGCCUGAGCUCUUGACUGCUCUGAGCUACUUCCCCAUUGGCUCCCAGCAGCCUGUGCUCAGCGAGGACUGAGCGACAGGGGGAGGCUCUAGUCCAUAAAAGGGGGGACGAGGCACCAGACUGCCAUUCGAAGGGGCUCACAGCUGCCUCCUUGGCACCUCUGAGGUGGAGUCAGGGCAGCCCCUGAGUCUGGGACCAGCCACCUGCCACCACCACACAACCUGCUGCCCCAGAAGCCGCCCAGGAACAAAGCAGCACACAGGUCAUUCACCUCCCGGCUUUGAGAUCUGCGUGGGGAGCUCCUGCAGCAGCCCCAGCCGGCAGGAAGAGGCACAAGAGAAUGGGGUGGCCAGAGCUGGUGAUGGCCGCGUGCCUCCUCGCUCUCCCCUCUGCCGCGGCAGACUGCCUGUCCCGCUGCGCCUGGUGUGCUGUGAAGACCCAGGAUGGACCCAAACCCAUCAACCCCCUGGUUUGCUCUCUGGAAUGCCAGGACGCCCUGCUGCCCUCGGAGGAGUGGGAGAGAUGUCAGGGCUUCCUGUCUUUUCUCAACCCGUCCACCCUUGGGCUUGCUGGCCAGGAAGAUCUGGAGAGCCAGGCAGCCUUGGAAGAAGCCUACAGCGAGCUGGCCAAGCUCCUGGGGCCCUUCCUGAAGGAGGCGGAGAGAAGCCAACUUCUCCCUGGCACCCUGACAAAGGAGAAGCUCAGGGGUUUCCCCGGUGGGUUUGGGGACGGAGGGGAAUCCGAGCUGCCCGGGGGUGCCCAGCUGAACAACGGCGCCCUGGAGGCUGCUGCGCUGGACUUGGAUGAGGAGGAUGCCAAGGUCAAGCGCUAUGGGGGCUUUCUACGCAAAUACCCCAAGAGGAGCUCAGAGGUGGCCGGGGAGGGGGACGGCGACGGGGAAAGGGCGGGCCACGAGGACUUGUACAAACGCUACGGGGGCUUCUUGCGGCGCAUCCGUCCCAAGCUCAAGUGGGAUAACCAGAAGCGUUAUGGCGGUUUCCUCCGGCGCCAGUUCAAGGUGGUGACACGGUCCCAGGAAGACCCCUAUGCCUACUCCGCAGAGCUCUCCGAUGCGUAAGCCCCUCCCUGUGCAGUUGAGUCGGGAGCUUCCCCCGCCACCUUCCCGCCCCGAGCGCAAGCGCUCCUCCCGGCGUACCCGCCCUUGUGCUCAGCUCAGCACUGGCUACAAAGUAUCCAAGCGCAGCCUUUCUCCCUUGGGCUGGGGAUUGUGGGAGUUGACUGGGGUCAGUGACUAGAAAAAAUGGAGAUCCCCCUUCCAACAGUGCUUGGCUCAGACCCCUCGACCUUUACAACCACCAGCAGCUUUUGAUAUUCCUCCACCCCGAUCUUAUGACCCCCCCCCACUCCAGGAAUCCAGAGGGACUUGUUCUUUGGAUCUAUGAUCUCCAGAUUUUCCUGAUUACAAGCCCCUCUCAGAAAACAACAACAACAACAACAAAAUCCAAUAAGCAUGCCUCCCAGGCAGGCAAUAUACAUAUGUACCAUAAAACAAGCAAAGGAAAAAAAUAAAUAAAUAGAAAUCCUAGCCUUGUAUGCUCAAACCUCAAAUAAUCUCCUUGUGCACCUCACCUUGGAGACUGAGCAUUAGGUGAAAAGAUUAAACGUUUUGCCUUUCAUUGGAUCAGGAAUUCUGCCACGGGGAGUCCAGUCUUUUAGAGGGCUCAAUGUCUGAUUUGCAUCUUCUGAGCCCUUGUGAUUUGGAAAGGCACCUCUCUGGGAGCUGAGCUCCCGGAAGUCCCAUUCAUGUGGUACCUUGGCCAGAGCUGUUCUCCUUCUGAAUUCUUAAAUGAUCAAGGAGGGAGCAGAGCAAACCAAUUUGUUCUGUGCAACAAAUUCAGAAUGUGGACCGGUUCCCUCAGCUCUCAUUAAGCUAAUUAAACCGGUUGGUAUCCCACUCCUUCCCCCAUGAUGAACUGAAGCAGAGUCAAGUGGAUGAGGUUAAGCACAGCCAUGUUCUUGAGCAGAUGAAUUGGCUGCCAGGAGUCCAAGCCAUCUGGCCCAGCGUAUGCAUCGGGCAUUGGAUGAGGGAGUCCAGAGUUAGAGCCUGGAAAGAGAAAGCCCUCCUCCACUCCCUGGGUGAUUCCUUCCUCUGUGUCUCCAAAUAAAACCAGAAAGAGGAAAGACAUGAUGGAGUGUUUGAGGCCAAAUGAGUUCCCUUGAUUCAAAUAACCCAGAAUCAGAGGCAGAGACCUCCUGGUGCUUGGGUUUCAGUCCCCCCACUCUCCCUGACACUAGGUUUGGGUUUGUGGGUCCAGCAGAUGCGGCUGGACAGGAGAGAAAACAGACUCAAGCUUGGGUCAUUUGUACAAGAUGCUUCUGAGCAGACCUCUUCAUGCACAGCCUCCGGGGCUCUCACGGUGUUUGGAAAUGUACAGAUUGUUUUUUGGGGUUACUUUGUGUGCUUUUUAAAAAUCCCAUUUAUGCAAUUUACUUGGAAUUUGCUUUGCCCUUAAUAGGCCUGUGUAAUUUCCUUCUCCUCCAGUACAAUAAAUAAUAGAUGCUAAUGA